Molecule: messenger RNA, 756 nt
Organism: Ilex paraguariensis (yerba mate)
Lineage: Eukaryota; Viridiplantae; Streptophyta; Magnoliopsida; Aquifoliales; Aquifoliaceae
Source: the annotation of a GenBank genome assembly
AUGAUCCGAACGCAGACAAUCCAUCUUGAUUCAGAUCCUACUCUCUUCCUCCUCACUAUUGGUUCCUCAGUUGUCGUCGGAGUUACGAUAUUGAAAACCAGAAAAACUAGUAUCGUAGCCUCAAAUCGGAUUUAUUUUCAAGCUUUAUUUCUGCAUACACACAGCCAUCCGAAUCCUAAGCGGAGCAUCGGAUUCGGAGCACUACCGCCGCUGUUCUCUGCCGAUCAGGUUCCUGUCAUUAAAAGGUUUACUGGGGGAGGCACUGUUAUUGUUGAUCAGGGAACGGUAUUUGCCAGUCUGAUAUACAACAGGGAUGCUGUUCCUGGUGUACAUCCAUAUUCUCGCUCAAUAAUGUGUUGGAGUGGUUCGAUUUACUAUGAAGUGUAACAAGGAAUUGGUGAUUUCCAACUCCUUGAGAAUGAUUAUGUGUUUGGUAAUCUCAAAUUUGGUGGGGAUGCUCAGUCUCUAAUAAAAAAUUGAUGGAUACACCACAUGUCUUUUCUGUGGGAUUACGAAGCCAGGAAUAUGGCCUACCUGAAGCUACCGCCACAUGCUCCUGACUACCGAGCGGCAAGAGCCACAUGGAACUCAUAUGUCGAAUGAAGGACUACAUUUCAAGGUCAGCUUUUAUUGACAAACACAAUCAAGACCAUUGAUAACCAUUUCUCUCUUGUACCCGUAGAGUUGGACAUAGAUGUUGUAACUAGGGCUGUUAAUCAAACUGAGCUAUUCGUGUUUGGUUUGAGUUUGCCUCGG